AUGUCUGGGUUUCCAAAGGUACCCUUAGUUGUAGGUGAUACCGACGAUGAUGCAUCAAUUCAUUUGCAGUCUCGUGUAGGUCCAGCAAGACCUUUACCAACUAAGCAAAGGUCAUUCAGUUCUCACGACAAAGAAAUAUUGAAGAUUUUGAAUGAGGUGGAUGACGAACUGGAAGCUGAAUACGAUUUCAAUAAACAAUUUGAUAUAUUCCAGAAAAGUGGUAGUAUUCCAAAUGAUAUAGAAUAUAGUGACAAUGAUUCUGACGCUGAUACCCAGGUGGAAUCAGCGAAUGAGUACGAAGAUGAAAACAAUAAGCAGGAAAAUAGGUAUUAUCCAAACAUAUAUAGAGAUGAAGUGAUACCCGAUAAUAAAUAUGAAUUCAGAGAAGAAAAAGAAAAGCAGAAGCCAAAUAAAAGUUUGUUUGAGGAAUUCAAAAGAGCUCGAGAGAACACACACCCUUUCAUGGAAUCUAGUAAGACUAAUUACAAGAAGUAUGCUUUAUUUGCGCUCAUGUCAUUUUCGGUCACUUGCAUAGUACUAUUAAUAUACCAACGUGAAGUGGUUUUUCACCCAGUGGUUAUAGAUAAGCCAAUUGAGAAUUAUUACGAAAUAAACUCGAAGUUUGGCAAUCUCGAAAAUAGAGUAAAUAAAUUAAGCCUGUUUGCUGAAGACUUGUCUAAAAGACAAGAAGAUCUUGUUCAAAAACAUGAAGUGCUAUCAGCAAGUAUAAAUGAAAAAUUUGAUUUAGUGAGUGACAGGUUUAGUAAAAUUGAUUCAAGUGUAAUAAACCUGAAUCAGUUUGAUAAUUUAUGGAAAGAAUUUACUGCUUUGAAGGCAAAAGUGAGUGAUUCUGAACCUUAUAUCAAUCCUGAACCAAAAUUGCUUGAAAUUUCAGAGAAAUUGAACAAACUCUCCAAAAUUAGUGACAACAUUGAGUCGGUUAAAUCUAACAUAUUAAAGGAAUUCUCCGCAAUGCUACCAGAAAAAGUGCCAGUUUAUAUCAAGGAUAACAAAAUCCACUAUAUUCCAGAAUUUCAUAAAUACAUCUACAACUUUAUUGAUAAUUAUCAAAAAGAGAAGAAUCUUACAACUAAUAUAAGUUGGGACCAAUUCUUACGUGAUAAUGAAAAUAAUAUGAAUAGCCAUAUCAAUUCAAUAAUAAAGAAAACCAAUCUACUUAAUAUUAGUAAAGAAAAGCUUGAGAAUUUCUUGCAAAAAAGAAUUAACGAAAAUAAUAAACAAAUAUGGGAGAAGUACAAUAAUUUGAUUGAUAAUUUAAAUAUUGUCAAUAGUAACUCAACACUAAUUGCAAAAAAUUUGGAAAAGUCUACUAAUACAAUCCUACUCGAUAAUUUAUUAGAAAUAUUUGCUAAAGGUUCGAACAAAGUUAACUAUGCUGAUUAUAAGCUAGGUUCUAGAAUAUUGGGCUUCUUAACCACUACAUCUACUUCAUCGACUAGAAGUCAAAUCUCACAAAAAUCCUUACCCAGAAGGAUCUUUUUGGGAUGGUUUGACUAUUUAAAUUCAAGUGGCGUCCAUAAGCCUAAAAACUGGAAAUAUAAUGCUAAUAAUGUUUUGAUUGAUGGAGGUAAUUAUUGGCAUUGUGAAUCAAAUGAAUGUUCAAUUGGCUUAAGAUUAUCAGAUCCUGUUAUCUUGACUGAUUUAAUUUUUAAGAAUCCGCCUGUCGAAGGUAUAAAACCACCAAGUUAUGUUUCAAUUUAUAUUAAACCAAGAAAUUCUGAACAGGUGAACGAGUUGAAAGGAUACUUGCAAAAUAAGUUUGAUAUAUCUCAACCUAGUGAUCAAAAAUAUUUGAAGAAAUUUUACAAGAUCAAAGAGGUGUCACUUGAUUCCAAUAAACCCAUUAAUCACGUUAAAUUUCCAGUAAGUUUAGUAAAUUUGAAAAUUCCAGUUAAAGAUAUUUAUAUUCAAAUAAGGUCCAACGGUGGAAUCACUGGAUUAUACAAUUUAAAAGCCUAUGGAAUAAGCGAAUUUAAUUCAUACAAAUAUAAUCAAGAAUUUGAAUUAUUAAUCGAUAAAUUAUCAGAAUUGGAUGAAAAUGAAGAAUCCGUAACUAAUAACGUUGACAUAGAUAAUCUCAUAGAUGAAAAUGAUUCCGAUAUCUUGGGUGAUGAUGAAAUAUUAUUUUAA
Molecule: messenger RNA, 2151 nt
Organism: Debaryomyces fabryi
Lineage: Eukaryota; Fungi; Ascomycota; Pichiomycetes; Serinales; Debaryomycetaceae
Exons: 1
Coding region: 1-2151 (716 amino acids)
Source: RefSeq, a predicted model, not a curated record